GGAGGAUCUCAAAGAGCAAUCGGAGAGAAAUUCGGAGUCAAUGCAGUCAAUGGGACCAUGUCAUUAUCCAUUCCGAUAACGACUUCUCCAGGUCGUUCAGGAACUGGCGCAUCAUUGGCACUUACAUAUGACUCUGGUAACGGAAAUGGUCCCUUUGGCUUUGGAUGGCAACUCUCAGCAGGAAGUAUCUCUCGGAAGACGUCCACUGGAGUUCCGCUCUACAGCGAUGAGGAUGUUUUUCAGAUGUCGGAUGCGGAGGACUUGGUGCCAGCGCUACGCGAUGCAACGAUAAACGAACCAGCAUCUGGAGAUCAAGCAAUGUUUGACGAGCGCACUGUGGGUGAUUAUGCUAUUCGUCGAUACCGGCCUCGGGUCGAGGGAGGUGUGACUAGAAUCGAAAGAUGGCUAAACACGAAGGAUGCAGGCGACAUUUAUUGGCGCACAAUUUCAGCGACUGGGGCGACGACCAUUUAUGGUCGCAAUGAAGAAUCGCAAAUCUUCCAUGGAAACGGAGGUUCGAAACGAAUCUUCUCAUGGCUAGCCUGCGAGACCUACGACCUUCAAGGCAAUCGCAGCAUUCUGACUUACAAAGCCGAUGAUUCGUCCGGACUCGAUUUGACGCUUGCUUGCGAGCAGCAUCGAGAUGCAACGGCACGUUCAACGAACAAGUACAUGAAGAGCAUCAAAUAUGGAAAUCGAACGCCGAAUCGAGAUCUCAAGACUUGGGAGGUACUUCCUCCCUCGACCGCUUCAUCAGACCAAUGGUUGUUCGAGGUGGUGUUUGACUAUGGAGAAUAUGAUGCUUCGACACCAACCACACACGAAGUCGGCAUCUGGAAAUCGAGGAACGACCCAUUCUCUUCUUACAAGAGUGGAUUUGAGAUUAGAAGCAAUCGCCUGUGCCGGAGAGUAUUGAUGUUUCAUCACAUUCCUGAGAAGCUUGACGUGGAUGAUUGUUUGGUUUCGGCAGUGAUUCUCGAUUAUGAAGAGUCGCCUGCAUUCACGCUUCUCAAGUCGGUAACGGAAUCGGGGUACAUGCCAGAUAGUAAAGGUAGCUAUUUGAGUGAAAGCUUGCCUCCGGUAGAGCUCAAGUACACACAGAUGGCCCAACUGAACGAUCUGCCGUUGUCGGAGAUAGACGCCUCAUCGGUACUCAACCUACCUCAUCAGAAUGAUCCAAAGUCUCAGUGGCUGGACCUAGAUGGAGAGGGUGCGCCAGGAAUCCUCGCCAUGAUACCAGGCAAUGGCUGGUAUUAUCAAAGAAACGAAUGUUCUGGCUUCCUUCCCGACUCGAAGAAAUGUUUUGGUCCCCCCAGACAAAUACCGAUCUUGCCGAAUGCCGGCCUGGAAGAUGGUCAAUUCUUCUUUGAAGAUCUUGAUCAUGACGGACGGCUGGAUUUUGUCGUCUUGGACUCGUCUGGUAACAUGCGUGGGUAUUUUGAGCGUACCGAAGAUGAUGAUUGGACAAACUUCGUUCCAUUUGCUACUUUGCCGACGCUGGACUUGAACAAUCGAGUCCUCAGACGGGUCGAUCUAACCGGCAGUGGAAACGCAGAUAUUGUCCAGAGCAUUGAUGAGAACGGGGAGGUAGCAUGGUAUCCUUCUCUCAAGUCAGAAGGAUUUGGGCCGCAACGACAAACAAUGAACAGCGCAGAGAAGCCAAGUUUACAGACUGGAGAUGAGCAAGAAAGCUUUUCCCUUGCUGAUAUGUCUGGAGACGGCUUGUCGGACAUUGUGAGAAUCCGCAAUGGUGACAUCUCUUAUUGGCCAAAUAUGGGUUAUGGAAAGUUUGGGAGCCUGGUGAGGAUGGAUAAGUCGCCUUACAUGGAUCAUUCGGAUCAAUUCUCCGUAGAUCGGUUACGGCUGCUCGACGUUGAUGGUUCUGGAACUACAGAUUUGAUCUAUCUCCCAGCUGGUGGCACUGCACAUGUCUACUUCAACCUGGCGGGAAAUGGCUGGAGCGAGGUUCAGACUGUUUCAACAUUCCCCCAACUUGACCAGCUGUCUGCUGUGAGUGCCGUUGACCUAUUAGGCAAUGGUACAGGCUGCUUGUGUUGGGUAGCUCCAGACGAGUUUGGGACAACAGGUCUCCGCUAUGUUGACCUGACGGGCGGAUCGAAAUCACACUUGCUGUCCGCUUACUCGAAUGGCUUUGGGAUGGAAACAACUGUCAGUUAUUGCCCUUCUACCAAAUACUACCACGACGAUGAACGUCGAGGAAUACCCUGGCAGACUCGAUUACCAUUCCCGAUCCAUUGUGUGGACCGAGUAGUCAUACAUGAUAGAAUCGCGCAAGCUUCAAUUUCGACGAGAUAUGCGUAUCACGAUGGCUUCUAUGACGGUUUUGAGAAGGAAUUUCGGGGCUUCGCAAUGGUCGAGCAGUGGGAUGCCGAGGACUUUGCAGAAUCAGUGGGCAAUCGUGUUAGAUACCAGCAACCUCCCGUCCACCGAAGGAGUUGGUUUCACACUGGUGCUUUUCAGCAGACGACCUCUUUGCUGGAUAUCUUCGGAUCUCAACAGCUUUCAGCUUCAAAGCUUCCAGAGAAUAUGUCAACAUCGGAUUUUAGAGAAGCUCAUAGGGCUCUCAAGGGGUCGCUGUUGAGGGAGGAGCUCUUCAGCGAUGAUCAGUCUCCGAAAGCUGGACGGCCAUUCGUUGUCUCGGAAUCGAAUUACGAAGUCAAGAUGCGCCAAAAGCGCACAAACGACCUGCACGGAGUUUUCACUGUCGUCGGUCGAGAGACGAUAACAUGCAAUUACGAACGAAUGAUGGAUGAUCCUCGCAUCCAACACACCUUCACUCUCGAAGUCGAUCGAUUUGGAAACACUGUCAAAUCUGCAUCAGUCAGCUAUGGUCGCCUUCAGAGCCCUCUUUCCGACCCACGGGAUAGGGCCAAACAACAAGAGAGCAUAGUAAAUUAUUCGGAAACCGACUAUACAAAUGCCAUUGAGGACGCCGAUUACUUUUGUGGGCCAUCCACUGCAGGGUCACGCACAGAUGAGAUUGCUUCCGAGCCGGAGCCAAAAAUCGACCCAACAAGGAAGCAGAAGUUGCUGCUGACAGACUCUCGCUCCUACUAUCGCACAUCCAACCUGUCUGGAAGACUCGACUAUGGGAUCAUCCAGAAGUUUUCCGUGCUUGAUCAGAGCUUUCAAUUGGCUUCUACUGAAUCCUUGCUAAAGGGAUUGCUCACAAGAGGCACAGAAUUGCUCAUGCCUGCUUCUGACCUAGUUGGAACACUGAAGGCUGCCGGAUACGUGGAUCUAGACUCCAGUGGCAAUUCGUGGGUUCCCUCGUCUCGCUCUUUGUUCAGUCGAGAUGGAGUCAACGAACUUAAUGAAGCCCGAAAGAACUUCUAUCAGACAACCACAGUUCUAGAUCCAUUCGCCAAUCCAGCACACGAAAACUUAGAUGAGUUGAAGCUCCUUCCGAUAAGUCGGACUGAUAGUCUGGGUAACAAGACAGAAUUCUCGAACGAUUAUGUUGCUCUCCAAGCUUCACUCACUACUGAUCCAAAUGGCAACCGAAAAAAAGUCGUGUUUUCCCCAUUGGCUGGAAUCGCUGCAUCCGCUGUCAUGGGCAAGGACACGGAACGGCUGGGCGAUUCAGUCGAUGGACUUACGCCUGUGCUGUCGACAGAUCAGUUGGAUCAAUUCAUCAAAGAUCCGCUAGGACCAUUGACCAAGCAGCUACUGGGCAAUGCGGGCUCUCGCAAGAUUUCCGACACGCAUCGGUAUGGCAGAACGGGCACUGGCGGAAUUCAAGUACCUUGUUUCGAGGCCGUGAUAUCUCGUGACGUACAUUUUGGGUCGACAAACCCGCCGGCUAGCGAAGCAAAGAUAUUAGUGACGAUCACAUACAUGAAUGGCCAUGGCAGUCCAUUCCAAGUUGUUGAAUUGGCAGAUCAGAGCAGUGGUGGUGCCCAAUGGAGAUUCAAUGGGUGGGUCAUACACGACAACAAAGGGCAACCAGUCAAGCAAUUCAGCCCAUUCUUCUCCAACACGCACGACUUUCGAUUCCAGUCAGAUGACGGUAGCCAGGUAGCUCAAGCUACCUUUCUGCGUGAUUCCAUCGGUCGGGUGAUUGGAACAUUGAAUGCCGACCAUUCUUGGAGCAAGAUACGCUUUGAUGCAUGGUCACAGACUACUUUUGACGCCGGGAACACCGUUCUCAUCAAUGAUCCUAUGCAAGAUCCUGACAUAGGGCCUAGCUUCAAAGGCCUGGAGUCUAGCUCUUAUCUACCUUCAUGGUUUGAUGCCCAUGUGAAGGGUGAUAAAUGGGGUCAGGAUGCGGCAACGAAGUCUUCCAGGUACAACGACCUCCCGACGACCGCGCACUUAGACGUGGCCGGCAGAACAUUCUUGUCAAUAGCUCAAAACAGCUCUCAAGAGCUCCACAGUCGAUCUGAAUUCGAUCUCUACGGCAGAUUGGCAGGUGUCUGGGAUCCUCUCGAUCGACUAGUUGUUCUAGGAUGGGACGCCAGGAACAUGCGGACUCGGACGACAUAUGACUCGCUUGGCAGGCCAACAGGGGAGUACUUGAAGCUGGGCUCUGCGUCUGAGAUUCUGGUUGGCAAGACAAUCUAUGGCGAAUCGAUCUCGGACGCGGCUGCACGCAAUCUGAGCGGGCAAGUCGUCAAAUCUUUUGAUCAGGCAGGUGUGAGGACUAAUGUCGCGUUUGACUUCAAGGGGAACUGCUUGCAUUCGGAGACUCAGCUUGCUAUCGACUACAAGAACACGCUGAACUGGUCUGAUGAAGACACAGUGCAGCUGGAAAGCACCGUCUAUGGUGAACGCGCCAAUUUUGACGCUUAUAAUCGCGCAUUCAGCACGGUGUCUCCAGACGGAAGUACUACUCGACGAGAGUUUAACUUGACUGGCCAGGCCAAAUCAGUCAGCUGGGCACCUCCUAACUCAUCCCAAUCUUUCAAGCCCUACAUCAAAGAUGCGACCUAUUCUGUUAAUGGCCAAAGACUGUCUGUCAAUUAUGGCAACGGCUCGGAGACUCAAUACAAGUACGAUCCAAUCAGCCUCCAGUUGACGAAUACGAGAACAACUCGUGACGAUCGGACUGUAAUGCAAGAUUUGUUCUACAAAUACGACUGUCGAGGAAAGAUCACUUCCAUAGUGGAUGCAGCGCAGCAAGAUAUCUACUUCCGCAACGCAAAGAUCUCUCCUACACAGUCAUUCACGUACGAUGCGCUUGGACGGCUCGUUGAGGCUCGUGGCCGAGAACAAUUCGAUGCUGAUAAUGGCGGAGGGCAGAGCUUAAAGCCUUUCACAUCAUCACCAAGAAGCCGAGAUGGCAUCCCAGGAAAUGGCAGUCAGCUUUGCGAGUAUACUGAAACGUACAAGUAUGACCUGGCAGGCAACAUUGUGGAGCUGGGUCAUGCUGCGUCAAGUCACCCUGAGAUUGCAGGAUGGACAAGAAAGUACUCAUACAAUGAGCCAAGUUUCAUUGAUAACAAGGUCAUGAGCAACCGACUGAGUCAGACAGUUGUUGGCAACUCGACGGAAAAAUACGGGUACGACGAUGAUGCAGGCCGUCACGGAUGCAUGACUUCGAUGCCAGGCUUCUCGUCUCUGCAAUGGGAUUCUCACGACAAGUUGCGAUCUUGCUCAACCCAGAUUCUGAACAAUGGAACACCAGAAACAACCUGGUUUGUGUAUGAUGGGAAUGGAAAUCGAGUGCGCAAAGUGACCGAACGCGCAGCCCGUGGUGGAGCUCAACCAACCAAAAUAAAGCAGACCAUAUGCUUGCAGGCAUAUGAAGUAUACCGCACAUUCGCGGGUGAUGGGAAAACAAUACAGUUGGAGAAGCAGACAUCUCAUGUCGUUGGCGAUUUCCGCGUGGCGCUUAUUGAGUCCGACAGCAAAGGCAAGACGCUCGAGCGAUACCAGCUUGGCGGUAGUCUCGAGUUGGAUGACAAAGGUCAGGUCAUUUCAUACGAGGAGUACUCUCCCUUCGGCGCGACGACGUACCGCGCAUGUCGAAGUGAUGUUGAAGCGCCGAGUAAAUAUCGUUACGCCAGCUAUGAGAGAGAUGUUGAAACCGGGCUGGACUAUUGCGGUGCUCGAUACUAUGCUUCCUGGCUCGGGAGAUGGACUUCGCCUGAUCCAAUUGGGAUUGGGGAUGGUUUGAACGUGUUUGCAUACUGCGGAAACGACCCCAUCAAUUUUGACGACCAUGGAGGU
Hyaloscypha bicolor E is the source of this 6192-nucleotide messenger RNA. Its product is annotated as SpvB-domain-containing protein. The record is from RefSeq and is a predicted model, not a curated record. NCBI's taxonomy places the organism in Eukaryota, Fungi, Ascomycota, Leotiomycetes, Helotiales, Hyaloscyphaceae. Gene Ontology annotation, cellular component: cytoplasm. The annotation marks the transcript as partial. The transcript has 3 exons.